Molecule: messenger RNA, 2656 nt
Organism: Amoebophrya sp. A25
Lineage: Eukaryota; Dinophyceae; Syndiniales; Amoebophryaceae
Source: the annotation of a GenBank genome assembly
GAAAAAUCUUUAUUAGGAAUAAUCGAUCACAGGUUAGCUUUGUUGACGUGUUGUUUCGUCGUGAGAAAAGACAAUGACAGUUCUUCCCACGACCUCAACUUCACCAGAAGUGCCCGGUUCACCCACUACAGUGAAGACUGAAGAUAAAGAGGCACAACAAGAAGAGGACCAAGCACCAGAGCGACCCUCACCAGUGCAACUUUCACCUUCAGUGGUAGUUUCCAGCCUCAAAGAAUUGGAGAUAUCCGACCGCUUUCUGAACUUUCUCACUGAAGUGGAGCAACAGGAACUAGCAGCAUAUGCAGCAAGUCUUGACGAGAAACCUGUUGAUUAUGGAGUAGGCGGAAAAGGAAAUGUUGAGGACGAGGACUUGGACUCAGACGGAGAGGCAUCUACAUUUUUAGAACCAGGAAGAGGAGACAUAAGGUCAUCUUCAUCGCGCUCCUCUACUGAGGAGGAAUCCAAAAAGAAGCCGUUUAGGUCGUCGUCGGGAACCACUUUCACGGAGCUGUGGGGUAUUUUCCAUCAAUCGUUUCUAAUCGUCCUGUGACCUUAAAAAUAAGGAACAACAACAACAUCUUCUGUGUACGUGAGUCCAAAAAACAACAAGAACAUCUGUGUACUUGAGUCCAACAAGAAACAAUAAUUUCAUCAAACUAAGUAUGUGUACUUGAGUCCAAAAAACAAUAAUUUCAAACUAACACACAUCAACAACAACAAGGUGGUUCAAUCGAAGGGGAAAUAUUAGACAUUGCGAAUAGUCUAGACGACGAUGGCGAAGGUAUUUUUGCGGGUAUGCUGGAAUGCUGUUCGCGCAUCCGCGAAUUGAAGAGUCGGAUGUACGACGUAUCCUCAUCUGCGGGAGGCGAAGUAAAUGAAUCAGGUGGAUCAUCAAAUGAAGUUGAAACAUCAACAUCUUCUGAUGCUCCAAGCAGGAAAAGAAGUUUCCCAGCAAGGAAAAUGAAGAACGCUGAACAACAGGGUUCUUUGAAUUCGAGGCCCCCUGGAGUUGGAGCAAGUCGCGACAAUAUUAGAAGUAGUGCGUCUUCGACGAGUGCUAGUAGCGGCAAAAACAAGAUACUUUCCUCGUCGACUAAUAGAGGGGUGAUCACAAGAACUCCAGCAAGCAGUGCAGCAACAGGAACAGCCAAGACCACGAUGACUGGAGCCACUGUCAAUGAUCCGUCGCCAUACAAGCAGAAGAUGAGCGCUGUGUUGACCACAUCUGCUUCGCCGCGUAAGCGAAGAACACGACCAGCCCGAAUAGAUUUGGAAAGCUACAGAAGGGAGAUGGAAAAGCAGAAAGAGGAAUUGAGGCGUAAAUACGUGACCACGACCACUAGCGAAGGACAAGAACGAGAAGAAGCAAAACCACUCUUGUUCCAAGGUUUCGACGAUGAAGUCCAUCUUCAAUCUUCUGCUAAAAAGAUGGCGAUUUCAACUCAAUUGCUAGAGAGCACACGGAAAGAAAUCGACAGCAUCAUCCGUCCUUCACUCGGCGAAGCGGCUUCAACUCUGGAAUCACCAGCUGAAACGUUAAGGCUAGAUACUCAGUUCAUCAAAAAUGAUCUAGUUUUCAUAUUAUGGGUCACGCACAGUUAAAGUUACCGUUGGCUUUCCACACGACGUACUGUUAGUACUUUUGGUUGCCCACCUGCUACUUCUAAUCUCCUUGCCACCAGCGAACACCACCCUCGCUGGAAGGGGUAGCAGUUCCAGCAGUCUUACGGGAAGCAGUUCAUCUAGUUUGUCUAUGCGUCGUGUCGCUUCUUCGGUGAAGAUGUUGUUUGAAGUGGAUGACGUAUUGCCUCCACGUAACCCUCCGCCUCCGCAACUGCAGCACUUAGCGAGCAAGAAACGUCCUUCUAGAAUCGACGCUCCAUCCUCGGUUGUGUCAACACGUGCCAGCACGAAAGAGCUUCACCCGAUUGUUCCUGAGAUGAGAUUACUGUUAAGCUAGUGCUUUGUUUACUGCUUAACAGACACUGUCCGACUUUGUAUUUUCCAUUUUGUAAAAAAAAAUCUGUUCUUGUGAUUGAACUACUCCUAGUCAGUGCUCUUAUCAACAAGAUACAUACUCAAAAUCAUAGUGCGACCUGCUUCUUAAAUCAGUUUUGAUACGCAAUGUCAUUCUUCAGUAUGAGAAACACAUUGGUGCAUACGACUUCUACAUGGCAUAGAGAUUCAUAUUCCUCUUCAGUGUACGUCACGAAGAGCAACCUACUACAUACAACAAAUUGUAUCUACGUAUAACAUGCUCCUGAAGUAAAUAUGUGGUUAUCACAAUUCUUCGUAUAAUUCGACGACACGCGUUGUACAACGAAACCAAGCUAACACAUCAUUCUUUCACAAGUAUAUCCUACUUCUACAUCCUUCUAUUCUACACAUUAUAAUUUUGAAACUUCACAUUCACAUAUCAAAAAUGUCCCUUAAAUUUGUUUUGUCCUCUUGUCCACAACUCCCAUACUGAUCUUCAAAUUUUUACUUCUCUCACAUUCACAUAUAGUACAAGAAUUAGACAUAAAAACAACAACAUCAAGUCCAUUCUCCAACACACGACUGGAGAAACCUAUCGCUCUCUGACUACAGCUUUUUAUUUGGAUGAUUCAUCGAGAAGAUCUUCUACUUGAAGCAGAAUCCACAAGACAGAAAUAGG